AUGGAAAUUUUUGGCUGCUUUUACUGAUAAAUCUGAGACGCUGAAUCGAAGAUGUGUGGCGAGAGGUGCCGCGUUCUAUGUUCACAAUGGCGCCUCUGGAUCAGACCACUGGUCUUCGUUCUAUACGGUGGCAUUAUUUUAGGCUUCGUUCCCUAUCUCAUAUACACACUGAUUUUACAAGGGAUUGAUGGGUUCACUAUCGCCUGGUUGAUUGGCGGCAUCUUCGUCUUCAUGGCCAUCCCGAUAACACUGUGGGAAAUUGUUCAACAUCUCAUCAACUAUACUAAACCCAAAUUACAGAAACACAUUAUCAGAGUCCUGUGGAUGGUUCCUGUGUACGCUCUCAAUGCUUGGCUGGUGCUGGGCUACCCGGCACUAGCGCCGUACCUGGACACUGCCAGGGAGUGCUAUGAAGCUUAUGUCAUAUACAACUUCAUGAUGUUCCUCCUGAACUUCCUCGAUGAUGAAAUGGAUCUUGAUGCCACCAUGGAGACCAAACCUCAAACAAAUCACUUUUUUCCUCUUUGCUGCCUCAAACCUUGGCGUAUGGGCAGAGAGUUUAUUCACCGUUGCAAGCACGGUAUCCUGCAGUACACUGUGUUCCACCUGAUGACCACUUUAAUAGCCUUCAUCUGUGGCCAGGCUGGGGUCUAUGAGGAGGGUAAAUUAUCACCCAAGAAUGCAUUUGUUUACCUCUUUGUGGUAAACAACUUAUCGCAGUUUGUGGCCAUGUAUUGUUUAGUGUUGUUCUAUAAAGCGAUGAGACGGGAGCUGGACCCCAUGUCACCUCUGGCCAAGUUCCUCUGUAUCAAGGCUGUUGUCUUCUUCUCCUUCUUUCAGGGUGUUGCUAUCAUGUUCUUAAUGAAGACGCAGUUCAUGCACGAUAUAUUUGGUAUCAACAGUCCGGAUCAAGAAGAAAAUGAAGCCAAAGAGAGGAAAGAUUCCAGCAUUAUACAGAACUUCUUAAUCUGCAUCGAGAUGUUCAUAGCAGCCGUUGUUCAUCACUACGCGUUCUCUUACAAGCCUUACGUUGACGAAGAAUAUGAGACUGGUAAUUGCUGCCACACGUUCUUACUCAUCUGGGAUAUUUCUGAUGUUCGUUCUGAUAUCAGAGAACAUGUUUACGUUGUUAGUGAAGGAAUGAAGCGCCGUUUAACAUCUCGUGGUGGCGGUGGCUGGCCUGGCGGUGCAACAGCUAUAGGUGCGAGCGGUGGCGAUGAACACACACGCCUCAUUGCCCCUCAUGCACACACCGGGGGCUCCCAUGCGUCACACCGCUACAUGUCCACCUCAGACUCCGAACACGACAUCAUUAUCCAACAGGGCGACAGUUCCGAUUGUGAGGACGUCAAAGCUAUAUGACACCCGAGUACCCCUCGACCAGGCACUGUUGUGUAAUGGAAGAGGGGGGUCGAGGAAAAGG
Molecule: messenger RNA, 1423 nt
Organism: Cherax quadricarinatus
Lineage: Eukaryota; Metazoa; Arthropoda; Malacostraca; Decapoda; Parastacidae
Source: RefSeq, a predicted model, not a curated record